AUGCCGAAGAACCUGAUCCGUGCAGCUUCAGGCUGUGUUGUUGCUGCUGCUUUACAUCCAAACGCAGUGUCCUGUGCUGUCACGGUCAGCCACCAGGGGACAGAGUUGGCCUUUACUUUUCCAGCUUCUGACAAACUAUCCCACCGCUGCUCUUCUUCGGCUGCUCAUUCUCCUCCCGCCUGGCUCACACAGGCCCACCUGGACACCCAGUCAGCCCUCUCCCUCCAUGGGGGUUGGGGGGAGGUGGCGGCGGCCCUGGAUCUGGACCCCCAACCUAUUCAGCUCGGCUCAGCUGAGGGAGAACUGGGACAAGCAUCUUGCCUCGAUGCAUCUACUCUCACAGACCUCUGUUCAGACCUGCCAGAGUUAGAGAUAGUCAGCCUCCUGUCAGAGGGCCAGCCCAACUACACUCUCCGAGCAGACUGUGUAUUUGGCUACGACAAUGACGACUGGCUGCACACCCCUCUGCUGCAGCCAGAGGUCGUCCUGGGCCUCACACACCAGCAAAUUGAUGAGACCUUCAAGUACUUCUUGCUGUGCUCAGACAGAGUUGGCCAGGUCACCAAGACAUAUCAUGACAUUAAGGCAGUCACACACCUGCUGGAAGAGAAAGAGCGUGAUCUGGAGUUAGCAGCACGGAUUGGUCAGUCGCUCCUGAAACAAAACCAAGAACUGACAAGCCGAAAUGGAAUACUGGAUGAACAGCUGGAGAGUGCAAAGGAGGAGAUUGCUCAACUGCGUCAUGAGCUUUCUAUGCGAGAUGACCUUCUCCAGUUCUACGCAAGCACGGAGGAGAUAGAAAAUGCUGAAUCACACUCAACAAUCAAAAAAAACGAAUCAAGCAGUUCUCUCGGCAACUUUGUCCACUAUGACUUCAUGCAGCAGAAACUGAAAUGUUUAGAGGACGAGAACCGCAAACUUCGACUGGAGGCCAAUGAGCUCUGCACAGAGACUACGGAUUACGAGGAACAAGAACAGGAGCUGAUGAUGGUGUGUGUGGAGGAGCUAUCCUCUGUCAACAAGCAAGUAGUGGACCUAUCAGACGAGCUAGCGCGCAAAAUGGAAGACUCUUUUCGUCAACAAGAGGAAAUCAGCCUAUUUCUUGCCCAGAUUGUUGACCUGCAGGCCCGCUGCAAACGUAUUACAAAUGAGAACGAGGAGCUGAAUCAACAUCUGAGUGCCUCCCGUGAGAAUAACCUGAAACUGGAGUCUGAGCUCAAAGACCUGCGGGACAAGUAUUCCCAGUGUGAGGACAUGCUCCACGAGGCUCGAGAGGACAUCAAAAAUCUGCGAAAUAAGAGCCUGCCCAACAGCACAGUGCAGCGUUACACUGCUCUGGCCUCUGUCCUCCCCAUGGACAGCCUGGCAGCGGAGAUAGAAGGCACCUUCCGUAAAGGCUUGGACACGCCUGCAUCGUCAGAAUACAAAACCCACCCGAGGCGUGUGUUUGAAACCGUACGUGUGGUGAACAGGUCGGUGAGGCUGCGCUCUCUAUGUCACUCCCCCGGGUUCCCAGGGUCAAGCCCAGUGUCCGUGCACUCCAGUUCUACCAGUACCCCCCGGACUAGUUACUAUGGCUCCGACAACAUCAGUCUUACUCUGGAGGACAAGCCCGGCUCCAGUCUGGCCCAAAAAGACGAUAGCAUCAGUGGGCCUAAGCGUCUGGGCCAGCCAGGCACUCCAGGAGGCCCUGACCUUGAAGCCGCCUUGCGCAGCUUGUCAGCUCGCCAGCAGAACCAUUCUUCUGAGCGGCCAUUCUUCGAUGUGGAGCGCGAGCGGAAACUGCGGGCCUUGGCGGCAAACAGUGACGGGGAUGAGGGUUCUAGUGGCUUCUUGACACCAAAUGACAGCCUGGCCUCCAGCCCAGCGACAUCAACCGGUACCAACUAUUCCAAUGGAAGCUCUCGCCACUCCUGUGACUCCUCAGGAUCCAGGUCAUACCUGCCUGAUCGCCUGCAGAUCGUCAAACCUCUGGAAGGCUCAGUGACUCUACACCAGUGGCAGCAGCUGGCCAAACCAAACCUGGGGGGUAUCCUACACCCUCGUCCUGGCGUCCUGACAAAGGACUUCAGGGAGCUUGAAGUGGACAUACAGCACGUGUACAGUUUGAACGACCUGGAGGAGGAUGAACCUGACCUGUCGCUGAUCUCAGGAGCUCACAGCAUGGUGUCUCGAUCGGGUCCCAACCGCCCUCCUACUUUUCCCACUCCUGCCACAACCCACAGCCAAGUUCCCCAACCAUCCCUCCUCACCCCUUCAUUCCCUUUUGGCCAUCACCCUAUCAACCUGCCAUUAUGUCCGAACUGUGAGCACGUGAGUGCUUCACCUGUAUCCUGCCAGGAUACAGCCUCCACCACCCUAAAUAUAAGCCGGUCAUCACCGGGGCUCCUGCAGCUUCUUGAAGAACGAGGUAUUUCCGCCUCCUGUUCUCCCCGCCAACACACACACAGUAUCCACAGCAUAGCGCCUCGGCUCUCCGGCGCCGUCGACAAAGGUGGGGGCUCAUGCCCGGACAUGGCCGGGAAAAGGAACAAUUUGAGCUUCAACCUAGUUGGAGAAGCUUCAGCAUCUCAGGCUGCACAGAGUGGCCGCCUAGAGGAUAGUGAGUUGUGAUUUUUUUUUUUUUUUUUUUUUUUUUUUUUUUUUUGGACAACCAUCACACUUCUCUUGGCCCACUGCACAUUGUGUCUGUUUGCGCUCCAGCCAGACUCUCAUGGUCCUCUUCUUUUCUGUUGUCAUGGCAAUGUGUUCACCUAUGUUCAUCUCAGGACAAUCACCCGAUCUCAGGCUGCUUAAUUGCGGCAAUAGAUUAGUUUUCCACACAAAUAAGAAACUUCAAAAAAGCUGCGAUAAUCUUUUUAUACCAUAUGCCGUAGAGAUUAGUGACACAUUUUUUUCUCCUGUAAAAAUACUUGUUUGUAGUUGAUGUAAAUUUCAUGCAGUAAUUUGUUACUAUCACACUGAUGAACUUUCAAAUUGCACUGAAACAUAUUCUGGUCUUCCUGUGUAUUACCUGCUGUAUUGACAAAAAAUAUUGUAUAUAAUAUGAUCAUGUAUAAUUACAUUAACGGAAGUAGACGACGAUGCACUGAGAGGACGAAACAAUGACUGCACUGAAUCGUUGAUUUUCACCUUUAGCUGUUUUCACAUGGCGAAUGUUGUUUGGGCAUCAAACUGCUCCAAAGCACUCAUUUUAAAUCAAGUGAAUGAAUGUCUUUAAAAAAAAAAAAACAUCAUCAUAUUCAUGACUUCAUAGGAAAUUUCAUUCCGUUGUGUUAGAAAACACAGUAAUGGUACAUAUGUACUUUAGAAAGCCGUAUACCGAACAAUCAUGGAAAGUAGAGGAAUUCACACAGUUAUCUGUAGCAUAAGGGCAUAGGAUCCUGUAGUUUUAAAAGGGAAUGAAACGAAGAGCACGUUAUGGUCACUUGUGCUUGACGUUAACCAAAACACUAUUGUCAGCACUUUGAACGUGCUCUGUCUGUAUUUGCAUUCUCUAUAAUAUUGCAGUGUGUGUAUAUACUAUCCCACCUGUGAAUAAAAUGUUGUAUUUCCA
Messenger RNA from Syngnathus acus (greater pipefish), 3556 nucleotides. Its product is annotated as trafficking kinesin-binding protein 1. Gene Ontology annotation, cellular component: dendrite. The transcript is spliced from 16 exons. The record is from RefSeq and is a predicted model, not a curated record. Gene Ontology annotation, molecular function: signaling receptor binding. Bases 1 to 2613 code for a protein of 870 amino acids. Gene Ontology annotation, biological process: neurotrophin TRK receptor signaling pathway; anterograde axonal transport of mitochondrion; neurogenesis. NCBI's taxonomy places the organism in Eukaryota, Metazoa, Chordata, Actinopteri, Syngnathiformes, Syngnathidae.